GAACGACACAGUAACCGUCAGAACCCGGAAGUUCAUGACAAACCGGCUGCUUCAGAGGAAGCAAAUGGUAAGCCCAAAUGUUUCUUUCCUACCAUGUAUAACACCAAAACAUGAUCUCAAUUGCUUUAUACGGAGUGUUCAGUAGACAUUUAUUAGUAAAGCAAUUGUCUGCAGUUUCCUUUCAAGUGCUGCGUGGUCUAAAAUAGUUUCUCCAUUGUCUCUUGUUCUAGGUUGUUGAUGUCCUCCAUCCGGGCAAAGCCACAGUCCCUAAGACUGAGAUCAGGGAGAAGCUGGCCAAAAUGUACAAGACCACCCCUGAUGUGGUGUUCGUCUUCGGCUUCAGGACCCAGUUUGGUGGCGGCAAGACGACGGGCUUCGCCAUGGUCUACGAUUCUCUCGACUACGCUAAGAAGAAUGAGCCCAAGCACAGACUGGCCAGGGUGAGUGGAUGCUGGAAAAAGGGAAACAAGUGGGGGCGUAGCUUGUGA
Molecule: messenger RNA, 488 nt
Organism: Coregonus sp. 'balchen'
Lineage: Eukaryota; Metazoa; Chordata; Actinopteri; Salmoniformes; Salmonidae
Source: the annotation of a GenBank genome assembly